GCCGCUAUCCAACCAAGAGAACUCAGCCAACGCAGCAAGCAGUUGCCUCUCAGGACUCUUUCGCCAGGCCGCUCACGAUGUUUAUGCUACUGCUGGUGCCAACGGCAGACAAAACCAAGAAAACGACGACAGGCAGACGGGCGGAGGGCAAAGCCAGGACAAGCAGGCGCUGACACGAGUAGUGGCAGCACGUCGCACCGCUCCGCAUUAUGCCUGGUCUAUGCUAUUCUCUCUCGGUUGGUGUAUGAGGGGGUUCUGCUAUGGAGAAGUAGAAGACGACGUCGCUGGUCGGUGGAUACCGGUAAUGAAUAGUGGUCUUGUUGCGGUCGUCGCACCGUUCCUGAAACGACAAAAUGGAUGAUAUAGCGCGCUUAUUCUCACACGACGUUGAAUAGGGACGACUGCAGACUGACGGGUGUGUCUAGUAUAAGCUGAGCGAUACCGGCCGAUAAUAUGGUAGUAACAGCGGGUACAGGAAAGAGCUUGCUGGUUUCAACAGGACGAAUAGGUAAAAUGCGACAGUCGCUUUUGAAAAAGUCUGCAAGGAGACGUAAACAAAAAUAUUUCCUUCAAUUUCCUUUUCCCUAGUCUCUUUCUCCCUCAUUCAGUUGAUCGAUCUUUCCCAGUACUUCCCUUUCUAGUUGAUUACUGAUUCAUUAGCAAACGGAUACAGUUUCUUCGAUUCUGCUUGUUUUGAAGCAGCAGCAUCGUACAGACUUCGUAAAGACUUCGUAAUGCGUUAUGGAAUGAUGAGGGGUCGCCAUUUACUUGCUGGCGCUACAAAGAGACACUACUUCGUGCGUUUUGUAAACAGAGUGCCGCGAGGAGAGUUUCGCUUCCGACGUGAAUUUCUGGCUGCUUGUUAUUGUCUGCCAAUUUGGCUUCGGUCCAGUGUGUAUGAGUGACCCUUUUCUUUUGAGUUUUCUUUGGAGUGUAGCAUUGUGGAUAUAAUAGCGAAGCGGUCCAGAGAGAAAAGUCACAAAGAUGUGGCGACACGCUGAUCUUCCACGCCAGCUUCAGCAGCAAAAUCCAGAACCGAUGCAGGUGGACGGCAUGCAAGUUGGCAUUGACGAAUGCUGUCGCGCCGGUGAACCCGCUGCCGAGGAGCCCAUAGUGACUGUCCAUAGGCCCACCCUGGAGUUGGAAUCGUACGCUGCUAAUUAUACAGGCUUGGCGAAACUCAACCGCCUUAUGUUUAUAGCCGAUCGUUGUCCAACAUUACGAGUCGAAGCACUCCGGAUGGCACUGGACCAUGUUAUGGGAACUCUCAAUGUAGCUAAAUAUACGGAAAUCCACCGGAAGCUAACGGAGGCGUUAAGCCGUGGCCCACCUAGUGAUGUGCAAAUGGCAAACGCUGGUCCGGGUGGAGUCCCAGACGUUGCCGAGAGUAACGAGAUUCCUCCGCUGGACAACGCAUGGAUUGAUACACGUACCAAGCAAACCGCUCUUAAAACUGAGAAACUCGAUACCGAUCUUAAAAACUAUAAAGCCAAUUCAAUUAAGGAGAGCAUCCGGAGAGGCACGGACGAUCUUGGUGAGCACUAUCUUGAUUGUGGCGAUUUAAAUAACGCCCUGCGCUGUUUUGGUCGCGCACGUGACUAUUGUACUUCGGGCAAGCACAUCGUCGACUAUUGCCUCAACGUUACUCGUGUCUCCGUCUAUCUACAAAACUGGCAACAUGUCGAAUGCUACGUAGCUAAGGCAGAAAAUACGCCUGAGGUCAUCGAAGCCACUUCAUCAACGGGUCAGGGUCCGGUCGCUGCUGGAGGGAAUGCCGCAUCCUCAGCUCGUGACUGUAUUAGCCCUGUGGUCAUCAACAAACUGCGAUGCUGUAAUGGCCUAGCUAAUCUCGCCACCCGAAAGUAUAAGAAGGCAGCUCAUCACUUUUUGCAAGCGAACGCUUACAAUUGCGACUUUCCAGAUAUAAUGGCUGCACGCGAUGUGGCCAUUUACGCUGGUCUUUGUGCCUUAGCCUCGUUUGAUCGUGCCGAGCUUGCGCGAAAUAUAAUUCAGCAACAAAACUUCAAGCAGUUUCUCGAGCUCGAUCCCCAGUUGCGGGAGUUAAUCCAGCAUUUCUACGAGAGCCGUUAUGGACAGUGUCUCGCCUUACUCGACCAAAUUCGCGAUAAUCUUCUGCUAGAUAUUUACCUUGCUCCACAUGUUAUCUCACUGUACGCACAGAUCCGUAAUCGGGCAUGGAUACAAUAUUUCUCACCGUAUUUGACUGCCGACAUGAACAUGAUGGCUGUAGCAUUUAACACAACGGUCCAACAGGUCGAAGAGGAGAUGAUGCAGUUGGUACUUGAUAACCAAAUUCAGGCCCGAAUCGAUUCGCAUAAUAAGGUCAUCUACGCGAAAGAUGUAGACCCGCGCGCAAGUACAUUUGAAAAAUGUUUGCAGAUUGGUGAUGAGUUCGAGAAAAAAACUAAGGCGUUAAUGCUCCGUGCAGCUCUGAUUAAGAACCGCGUUUGCGUUAAGUGUCCACCCCGAGGUUCCGGGUCCGGCCAGGUAACCAAUGGCGAUGGCGAGAGGCCGUCAUAAUUAUUGCCGUCACGAAAACAUACGUCGCCCCGAAGUUGUCCGCAUCUUUCUGCCUACGAUGCUCGUUGCUUUUGCUGAUUGUUGUGGUUUCGAGGCAAAAUUUCCCAGAGUUUCUAGUAGUGAAAAGAUACUGCGUUCGAGCUUCUAUGUCACGCGUACGUGUGUAAUGAUACCGUGUGACUGUAAAGUAAAGCCGAACUGAGAAAUAGUUUUAAAUAGUAUACCGUACAGAGUACACCACAUUUAGCCCUGCUGCUUGGUAGAAGUUCGUGGCGCUAAAAACGAGAAGGUGUAUGGCAAAUAGUGAUGCGACCUGAGUAGGUCGGAGCCUUGAAAAAUUUUUGAGAGGAAGAGAGAGACGGACAAAUAGCCUACCGUGAUCAUAAUCGUUGUUGUAAGCCUCUGUCGAUCUGGAAUCAUACAAAAGAAGCUAUUUAUAGUUAUGGCCUACAUUUAGUAGUAAUAAUAGUAGUAACAACAUUGGGGUAGGGGAAAAAUAAGAGACAUUCUGAAUAGCUUCAUAUAACAUACACACACGCAAACACACAUAAACAUAAGUAUAGCGUCGUCUAACUUUGGUUUGGCCUUGUCGACGGAAAUUUACUAAAUAUGGAUGCAUUUUUUAGGUCAAUACCGUGUUAGCCUAAGGUGUUCCAGUCGUUUAUGGGUAUACAUUGAGGAAACAAGCACAAAGGUAGCAUAUUCAAGCUCUGGGGAAUGUUGCCAAGAUGUUUUACUUUAUCGGCCACUUUGAGUGGGCUUUGCCUCGCGGAGCUAUAAAAGGGAGCAGAAAUGGUCGUUGUUGUACAGCUAAUGUUGAAUACCUUCGUAAGCCUAACUGUAUAAAAACAAAUCUCACAGUAAUGAAAGUGAACAAUAAAUUAAAAGAAUAAAUAUUAUUAGGUACAUAUAC
This is a messenger RNA of Varroa destructor (honeybee mite), 3454 nucleotides long. RefSeq names its product COP9 signalosome subunit 1b (gene CSN1b). Gene Ontology annotation, cellular component: COP9 signalosome. The record is from RefSeq and is a predicted model, not a curated record. Gene Ontology annotation, molecular function: protein binding. NCBI's taxonomy places the organism in Eukaryota, Metazoa, Arthropoda, Arachnida, Mesostigmata, Varroidae.